Miniopterus natalensis is the source of this 985-nucleotide messenger RNA. Lineage: Eukaryota; Metazoa; Chordata; Mammalia; Chiroptera; Miniopteridae. The record is from RefSeq and is a predicted model, not a curated record.
GCUCCUUUUAUACCUGACUGAGUGAAGGGCGGAAAGUAAGAGCACAGAAAUGCCCUGCUCUUGGAGAACUUCUGACCUACAGCUACUACUGAUGUUGACUGUCUUCUUAGUGGCUGAGAACAUAAAUGCAGGAGAGGAAGGUCAUGUUACAUCAAGCACCUCACUACAGCAAAAGGACAAGAACAAUUGCAGUUCGGCUUUAUCUGUGGACAGAAAGCAGAACCAUUCACAUCCUCCUACAGAAGCUUUAUCUGUGGACAGAAAGCAGAACCAUUCACAACCUCCUGUGGAAGUUAAUACUUCCCUGCCUGUAUUGGUGGAUAAAAAGGCUGUGCUCUCUUGCUCUACUGUCCCAUUGAAAAAUGUGCUUUUAACAACAUGGGAAAUAAUCCUCGGAGACAAGCCUCCCUGCAUCAGAGCCCACAGGAGAGAUAAACAUGAGGCCACAAAAACAAACUGUACUGACAGGAGAAUGACCUGGUUCUACAGAAAUGAACAGAAUAUCCUUCAGAUUGAUCCAGUGGUCAUCACUGAUGAUGGCUAUUACAGGUGUCAAGCGGUAACACCCGAUGGGAAUUUCCAUUAUGGAUAUCAGCUCCGAGUGUUAGUGGCCCCUGAGGUGACCCUGUCUCCAAGCAAGAAUAGGACUGCACUGUGCAAGGCAGCUGCAGGGAAGCCGGCUGCCCAGAUCUCCUGGACCCCAGAGGGAGACUGUGUCCUUGAGCAUGAAUAUUGGGGCAAUGGCACAGUGACUGUCCAGAGUAGAUGCCACUGGGCAGAGAGCAAUGUGUCUAUUGUGUCCUGCUCUGUCUCCCAUGAGACUGGCAACCGGACUCAGUCCAUAGAGCUGAAUCAAGGUGUGAGAACCACGGUAUUUCCAGUGUCAUAUUUAUUGAUCAUGCUCUAUGUGAAAUCCUCUGUUUUCUUGGUUAUCCUGGUCAUGGUGGGAAUCAUCUGCUUUCAGAGGAUGAAUGGUUGCAGGUAG